AUGUCGUCGGAAUGCGAUAAAGGAAAGGUUGACGAGGAACUGCGCCGAGAUGACUUCAAUGAAGACCUCGCGCGUGGAGUCAUUCUCUGGAUGAAGGUAUGUUUGAAUCUUGCAGUCAUGCCUCGAUCCUGGAAAUAACUUUCAGCGGAUGACGGGUAUUCCUUUCUCCGAUAAGGGAACCAAGGAGUAUUUCACGCAUGUGAUGAGCGAUGGAGUCGUUUUCAGCUAGUGAGUUCACCAUUUCGAAGAAUCAAAAAACGGCCAGUUUUAGCCUGAUCCAUGAACUGGAGCCCGGAGCGAUCCCACGAGAGAACCCGCCGUUUGAGUUCAGCGCGAGAAAGAACAUCACUCAGUUUCUGGACUUUGUCAAGAAGCACUUGCCGGAGGAGUACCUCUUCAAGGUAAUUGUUUUACAGACAUGGACCUAGUAUUAGAGCAAUGAAAAUCCAUGGAAAUUCUUAGAUAGUUCGAGUUUGAUGGUCCAAUAAAAAAAAAUUUCUGGGGCUUUUUUCUCUGAACAUGGGCAAAAAAGAAAGGGCCCAUAGAAGAUCCAGAAAGUUAUGAAAUAUGAAUUUUUUGACUUUUUAACUUUCGAGAAUCGUUUUUUUUGACACCCGCCAAAAUAAGAAUGUGCUUCCAGGUCUCGGACUUGAAGGAAGGAGCCGACCCCACGCCGGUGUUGAUGUGCCUGAAGGAACUGGCGAUCCAGAGCGAGAAGCUCUUCAACGUCGCUGACAAGGAGCUUCUCAAAGACAUCCCGGCUCUCAAUAACUAA
Caenorhabditis auriculariae is the source of this 775-nucleotide messenger RNA. The record is from the annotation of a GenBank genome assembly. NCBI's taxonomy places the organism in Eukaryota, Metazoa, Nematoda, Chromadorea, Rhabditida, Rhabditidae.